CAGGUCUCAGUAUUCUGUUAGACGGUAACCGGGUGAUGGAGCUGGCUCUGCUCUACCAGCUCUUCAGUAAGGUGAAGGGAGGACUCCCCACUCUGCUGCAGCACUGGAGAGACUACAUCAAGAGUUUUGGUGGUGAGAUUGUGGGCACCCCAGAGAAGGAUAAGGACAUGGUUCAAGACCUGUUGGACUUUAAGGAUAAGAUGGACAACGUGGCCCAGGGCUGUUUCAACAGAAACGAGAGCUUCAUCAACGCUAUGAAAGAGGCCUUUGAAGCUUUCAUCAACAACAGACCCAACAAACCUGCUGAACUCAUCGCGAAGUACGUGGACUGUAAGUUGAGGGCGGGCAACAAGGAAGCUACCGAGGAGGAGAUGGAGAGAAUUCUAGACAAGAUCAUGAUCAUCUUCCGCUUCAUCCACGGGAAGGAUGUGUUCGAGGCCUUUUAUAAGAAGGACCUGGCCAAACGCCUGCUGGUGGGGAAGAGUGCCUCCGUGGGCUGA
Oncorhynchus keta (chum salmon) is the source of this 500-nucleotide messenger RNA. RefSeq names its product cullin-4A-like. Gene Ontology annotation, biological process: ubiquitin-dependent protein catabolic process; protein ubiquitination; DNA damage response. The transcript has 3 exons. Bases 36 to 500 code for a protein of 154 amino acids. The record is from RefSeq and is a predicted model, not a curated record. Lineage: Eukaryota; Metazoa; Chordata; Actinopteri; Salmoniformes; Salmonidae. Gene Ontology annotation, molecular function: ubiquitin protein ligase binding. Gene Ontology annotation, cellular component: Cul4A-RING E3 ubiquitin ligase complex.